AUGAAAGACCCUCAUUUCUUUCAAGAUAGGGCAAUAUUGGCCCCUACACUAGAGGCUGUUGAAAUGAUAAACAUAUACAUGCUUGAGAUGAUAGCUGCACCAGAGCAUGAAUAUCUGAGCUCCGACUCUGCCUUGCGAUCUGAUGAGGAUUCUGAAAUCCAAGGUGAGUGGUUUACCACCGAAUUUUUGAACGACACUAAAAGUUCAGGAAUGCCUAACCACAAACUUUUAUUGAAAGUUGGUACUCCAAUAAUGCUUUUGAGAAAUAUAGACCAAGCAGCAGGUUUAUGCAAUGGAACCAGGUUAAUUGUGAACGAACUUGGUGAACAUUUUAUUGGUGCAACUGUUAUCACGGGAACAAAUGUCAAUGACAAAGUGCACAUUUUAAGAAUGGACUUGGUUCCUUCUGAUUCCAAAUUUCCAAUUAAAUUUAGAAGAAGACAGUUUCCAAUUGCAAUAUGCUUUGCUAUGACCAUAAACAAGAGCCAAGGACAAACACUAUCUCAGGUUGGCCUCUUCCUUCCAAGGCCCGUCUUCACUCAUGGUCAGUUAUAUGUAGCUCUUUCUAGAGUACGCUCAAGAAAAUGUCUUAAACUUUGUAUACUCGACGAGGGGGGCAAACAACAGACCAGUACUGUAAAUGUAGUGUUUAAGGAAGUUUUUGGAAAUGUUUGA
This is a messenger RNA of Lotus japonicus, 675 nucleotides long. RefSeq lists its product as uncharacterized. NCBI's taxonomy places the organism in Eukaryota, Viridiplantae, Streptophyta, Magnoliopsida, Fabales, Fabaceae. Bases 1 to 675 code for a protein of 224 amino acids. The record is from RefSeq and is a predicted model, not a curated record. The transcript has a single exon.